Linum tenue is the source of this 1415-nucleotide messenger RNA. The record is from the annotation of a GenBank genome assembly. NCBI's taxonomy places the organism in Eukaryota, Viridiplantae, Streptophyta, Magnoliopsida, Malpighiales, Linaceae.
UUCCACCAGAAAAAAAUCCCAUCUAUAAUCUCUCAACUCAGAGCAGCCCAACCAACAGAAGAAUCUCACCGGAGAAAAGAAAAGGAAACCCCCCGCCGGAAAUUCGAAGUCAAAUGAAGUCAACGGUGGAACAGCAGCUCAAUUUACCCGCCGGAUUCCGAUUCCACCCCACCGACGACGAGCUCGUCACCCAUUACCUCUGCAAGAAAUGCGCCGGACAGGGAAUCAACGUCCCCAUCAUCGCCGAGCUCGAUCUCUACAAGUUUGACCCAUGGGAGCUUCCCGAGAUGGCGCUGUACGGCGAGAAGGAGUGGUAUUUCUUCUCUCCGAGAGAUCGGAAGUAUCCCAACGGGUCUCGGCCGAACCGGGCGGCGGGAACUGGGUACUGGAAGGCGACCGGAGCGGAUAAACCGAUCGGGAAGCCGAAGACUCUGGGGAUUAAGAAGGCUCUGGUUUUCUACGCCGGGAAAGCUCCGAGAGGGGUCAAGACGAAUUGGAUCAUGCACGAAUACCGCCUCGCUAAUGUGGAUCGCUCCGCGGGCAAGAAAUCUGGACUCAGGCUGGACGAUUGGGUGCUAUGCCGACUCUACAACAAGAAAGGAACCAUGGAGAAGCAUUUCCCGGACGAGGGAACGAAAUCGCCGGCGGUGAUGAAGCUUCAGCCGUCGUCGCCUGUGCCGGAGGACGACGAGGACAUGAUGUGGGCGGUGGAGGAAAUGAAGCCCAAUUUGCUAGAUUUGCAGCAGCAACAACAGUUCUGGGAGAUGGAGACGCCGGAGGAGUCGACGUCGGUGCCGCCACAGCUGCAUACGGACUCGAGCAGCUCCGGCGAGCAUCACGCGGUGUGGUCGCCGCCGGAGAACAAGGAGGUGGAGAGCCGCAGCGGCGGAGGAGGAGGAGGAGCGAGAUGCGGUGAUGAACCGAACCUGAAUUCAGGUUCAAGCAACCAAGGGAACGGGUUCGAGUUUGGGUUCGAGUUUCGAGAUUUUGGAUUUGGGUACGACGGAGUCGAGUUUGCCGGUGCCGGAGGUGGGGAUUCGGGAUCCGGAGGGUUGCAGUUGGAUCAGCAGCAGUUGCAGGAGAUGUUCAUGUACAUCCCUGAGCCGUUGUUUUGAGGGAAGUAGUUUGACUUUGUGAAAUCAAAGGGUGGUUUAUGGGUUGAUUUUUAUAGUUAUGGUUUUGUGGAUAACAUUUGGUUUUUGUUAGGGUUUAGGGGAAUCUUCCUGAUGGGUUGGGGUAUAUGUUUUAGGGUAAUACAAUGUAACCAUUGAGAGAAUUCUUAUAAGAUAUCAAACAUAUGCAUUCAUUCCAAUUUUUCAUCCCUCAAAAGUUAAAUGGAUUUGGGUACAUUGUUCAUGACUUAAAGACUCUUUAAGUCAUGAACUAGGACUAAGUAGAACAUUAUUAUUAACUGC